GUUUUCCCGACGUUCGCAAUAAAAAGAGUGCGACAAACGAGAGGAAAACUCAGACGCAUCUCAAAAGCACUUGCUGUGGGAGCUGGGCGACAAGCAGACUACUCCUCAGGAUCAUCAAGAUUUAGGUUGCUAUUAUAUGGUGAUGAGAAUGUCCCGACUCCAACAUUUGACCCUUUUCUCUUUUGCUGCCGUUCACCUUCUCCUGUUCUCCAUCUGCCCAGUCAGCGGCCGCAUUUAUCGAACGAAGGAUGCCAUCGUCAUUGAUGUUACUAACACGGUGGCCAUCAACUUGGCAGAACAACCGUCGAUUCGUUUUGCAAGUAGCAAUUUCGGAUAUUCUGGACCGAUUCCGGUCAAUCCGUACACCGGUCUCCAUUACCUGUCAUACCCAAACUUUCCGUUCUGGCCGUAUCCACUCCUCAAUAAGCCGACCAUCAGCAGUGUCUCUGCUGAUGUCAAAGAUUUUGCAGCAACUUCCCCUGAAUCCAGGCAGCAGACUAUUGCCUGUGGUGUCGGUCCUGCUUCACUGCCUCGACAAACUGCCCCAACAGUCGGCAUUGUCGGUGGAUCCGAAGCCGAAAAGAAUUCCUGGCCUUUUAUCGUGGGUCUGAGGAUAGCCGGAAUGAGUACUGUGUUUUGCGGAGGAUCAAUCAUUUCCACGACGAAAAUCCUGACAGCGGCCCAUUGCGUGGAAAAAUUAUCGGUGUCCGAUAUUUCGACAAUGACUGUGAGCCUUGGCAUGCACACCCAGGGAAACGGCAAUACUUUGAGAAAUGAUGCCAAGCAAACCAGAAGGGUCACUCGAGCUGUAUACCACAUUGAUUUUAAUAUAGAAACAAUGGUAAACGACGUUGCCAUCUUGACGAUAGACCCACCCAUCAAUUACUCAAAGGCCAUUUCACCCGUUUGCUUGCCGCCAGUCAAUACCACCACCAAUCAAUAUUUCAAUCGGAAUGCAGCCAUUAUUGGGUGGGGAUUAUUGAAUGCUGAUGGAUCUCAACCCAAUGCCCUUCAGCAAGCUACCGUCAAGACUACUAAUAAAGCAAGGUGUAAAAGAGUAUGGGAUUCAGUCGUGCCAAUCUUAAACCAACACAUCUGCGCAGGAGCUGAUGAUAAGGACGUGUGCCAAGGUGACAGCGGUGGCCCAUUGCUCGUCCAAGGUGAAGGUGGUUCUACUACUGCAUGGACCCAAGUCGGCAUCACCAGCUUUGGAAACAACUGUCCAGCGUUGGCGAAUCAACCCAGCGUCUUCGCUAGUGUGGCAUUUUUCAGAGAUUGGAUUGACACCUACAUAAAUAGCUAGACAACGCGUGCAGUAUGAACCACUCCAAUUUUUUGAGUCCAAUAUGACGACGACACUCACUUAUUCCGUGCUGACACCAUUUAUACGAUAUCCUGGUUUUGUGUUUUUGUUUUAGAUUCCAUUAUGCUAGUUAUCAGAUGUAUUUCUAAUCCAAUCUUCUUUCAAAUUAGAUAUUUAAAAAUAGAUACUUCUCGAUCAGUUGCAGCAUGUUUCUUAUAUGGUGUGUUGAAUGGUACAAUUACCGCAAAAUAAUUAAACAGAAAUGAUUGCGGGUUUUGAUUAAAUAUAUACAUCAUGGGCAAAGAGA
Molecule: messenger RNA, 1610 nt
Organism: Daphnia pulex (common water flea)
Lineage: Eukaryota; Metazoa; Arthropoda; Branchiopoda; Diplostraca; Daphniidae
Product: serine protease 41-like
Exons: 9
Coding region: 137-1303 (388 amino acids)
Biological process (GO): proteolysis
Molecular function (GO): serine-type endopeptidase activity
Source: RefSeq, a predicted model, not a curated record